GCCGCCUGAGCCUCCCCGGCGUGGAGCCGCGAACCCCGCGCACUCCCCUCCCUCCUGCGGUGCCCACCGCAGGCAGCUCCCCAGCUCAUUCCGAGAGUCUUGACAGCCGCGAGCCCGGACGCACAAAAGCCACCGUCUGUGCACCGCCCUCCCCGCGAGGCAGCGGCCGGCCGGGGGAGCCCACCUGCGGGCGCCCGGGCUGCGGAGUUCGUUUUGUGGCGGAGCCCCGCGCCCCGCACGGACCCGAACCCGCCCCCAUGGCUCUGAUCAUGGAACCAGUGAGCAAAUGGUCUCCAAGUCAAGUGGUGGACUGGAUGAAAGGUCUUGAUGACUGCUUGCAGCAGUAUAUUAAGAACUUUGAGAGGGAGAAGAUUAGCGGGGACCAGCUGCUGCGCAUUACACACCAGGAGCUGGAAGAUUUGGGUGUCAGCCGCAUUGGUCACCAGGAACUGAUCUUGGAAGCUGUUGACCUUCUGUGUGCACUGAAUUAUGGCUUGGAAACAGAAAAUCUAAAAACCCUCUCUCACAAGUUGAAUGCAUCUGCCAAAAAUCUACAGAAUUUUAUAACAGGAAGGAGAAGGAGUGGCCAUUAUGAUGGGAGGACCAGCAGAAAAUUGCCAAAUGACUUUCUGACCUCUGUUGUUGAUCUGAUUGGAGCAGCUAAGAGUCUUCUUGCCUGGUUGGACAGAUCACCGUUUGCUGCUGUGACAGACUAUUCAGUCACAAGAAAUAAUGUCAUACAACUCUGCUUGGAAUUGACAACUAUCGUGCAACAGGAUUGUACUGUAUAUGAAACAGAGAAUAAAAUUCUUCACGUAUGUAAAACUCUUUCUGGAGUCUGUGAUCACAUCAUAUCCCUGUCAUCAGAUCCUCUGGUUUCACAAUCUGCCCACCUGGAAGUGAUUCAGCUGGCAAACAUCAAGCCAAGUGAAGGCCUGGGUAUGUAUAUUAAAUCAACAUAUGAUGGCCUCCAUGUAAUUACUGGAACCACAGAAAAUUCACCUGCAGAUCGGUGUAAGAAAAUCCAUGCUGGCGAUGAAGUGAUUCAAGUUAAUCAUCAGACUGUGGUGGGGUGGCAGUUGAAAAAUUUGGUGAAUGCACUACGAGAGGACCCGAGUGGUGUUAUCUUAACUUUGAAAAAGCGACCUCAGAGCAUGCUUACCUCAGCACCAGCUUUACUGAAAAAUAUGAGAUGGAAGCCCCUUGCUCUGCAGCCUCUUAUACCUAGAAGUCCCACAAGCAGCGUUGCCACGCCUUCCAGCACCAUCAGUACACCCACCAAAAGAGACAGUUCUGCCCUCCAGGACCUCUACAUCCCCCCUCCUCCCGCUGAACCGUACAUCCCCAGAGAUGAAAAGGGAAACCUUCCCUGUGAAGACCUCAGGGGGCACAUGGUGGGCAAGCCAGUACAUAAGGGAUCGGAAUCACCAAAUUCAUUUUUGGAUCAGGAAUAUCGAAAGAGAUUUAAUAUUGUUGAGGAAGAUACUGUCUUGUAUUGUUAUGAAUAUGAGAAAGGAAGAUCCAGCAGUCAAGGAAGACGAGAAAGCACACCAACUUAUGGCAAGCUACGACCUAUAUCUAUGCCAGUGGAAUAUAAUUGGGUGGGGGACUAUGAAGAUCCAAAUAAGAUGAAGAGAGAUAGUAGAAGAGAGAACUCUCUACUUCGAUAUAUGAGCAAUGAAAAAAUUGCUCAAGAAGAAUACAUGUUUCAGAGAAACAGCAAAAAAGACACAGGGAAGAAGUCAAAAAAGAAGGGGGAUAAGAGUACUAGCCCGACUCACUACUCAUUGCUACCUAGUCUACAAAUGGAUGCACUGAGACAAGACAUCAUGGGCACACCUGUGCCAGAGACCACACUCUACCAUACAUUGCAGCAGUCCUCUCUGCAGCACAAAUCAAAGAAGAAAAGCAAAGGUCCGAUAGCAGGCAAGAGUAAAAGAAGGAUUUCUUGUAAAGAUCUUGGCCGUGGUGACUGUGAGGGCUGGCUCUGGAAAAAGAAAGACGCGAAGAGUUAUUUUUCACAGAAAUGGAAGAAAUACUGGUUUGUCUUAAAGGAUGCAUCCCUGUAUUGGUAUAUUAAUGAGGAGGAUGAAAAAGCAGAAGGAUUCAUCAGUCUCCCUGAAUUUAAAAUUGAUAGAGCCAGUGAAUGCCGCAAGAAAUAUGCAUUCAAAGCCUGUCAUCCUAAAAUCAAAAGCUUCUAUUUUGCUGCUGAACAUCUUGAUGAUAUGAACAGGUGGCUUAACAGAAUUAAUAUGCUGACUGCAGGAUAUGCAGAAAGAGAGAGGAUUAAACAAGAACAAGAUUACUGGAGCGAGAGUGACAAGGAAGAGGCAGAUACUCCAUCAACUCCCAAGCAAGACAGCCCACCACCCCCCUAUGAUACAUACCCACGGCCUCCCUCUAUGAGUUGUGCCAGUCCUUAUGUGGAAGCAAAACACAGCCGGCUUUCCUCCACAGAGACCUCUCAGUCUCAAUCUUCCCAUGAGGAGUUUCGCCAGGAAGUGACUGGGAGCAGUGCUGUGUCCCCCAUACGCAAGACAGCCAGCCAGCGCCGCUCCUGGCAGGACUUAAUUGAGACGCCACUGACAAGCUCAGGAUUACACUAUCUUCAGACUCUGCCCCUGGAGGAUUCUGUCUUCUCUGACUCGGCGGCUCUCUCUCCCGAGCACAGGCGGCAGUCCACCCUUCCAACUCAAAAGUGUCACCUGCAGGAUCACUAUGGGCCAUAUCCCUUAGCUGAGAGCGAGAGGAUGCAAGUGUUAAAUGGAAACGGGGGCAAGCCUCGAAGUUUCACUCUGCCUCGAGAUAGUGGGUUCAACCACUGCUGUCUGAACGCGUCCCUUAGUGCCUGUGAUCCACAGGAUGAUGUGCAACCAACAGAGGUGGAGGAAGAGGAUGAGGAGGAGGAGGAGGAAGGGGAGGCAGCAGGGGAAAACAUAGGAGAAAAAAGUGAAAGUAAGCAAGAAAAGUUAGGAGACUCGUUGCAAGAUUUAUACAGGGCAUUGGAGCAAGCCAGUCUGUCGCCUCUAGGAGAACAUCGUAUUUCAACUAAGCUAGAAUACAAGCUGUCCUUCAUAAAGAGAUGUAAUGAUCCUGUAAUGAAUGAAAAACUACACAGGCUGAGAAUUCUCAAAAGCACUUUAAAGGCCAGAGAAGGGGAAGUAGCCAUUAUUGAUAAAGUUCUUGACAAUCCAGACUUGACAUCUAAAGAAUUCCAACAAUGGAAGCAGAUGUACCUCGACCUGUUCUUGGAUAUCUGUCAAAACACCACUUCAAAUAACCCAUUAAGUAUUUCCUCUGACGUAGAUGUAAUCACUUCCUCUCUCUCACACACUCAUUCUUACAUUGAAACGCACGUGUAAGUGUAUUCUGCCUUCAGGCCAUCUGGUACCUUCGGGUACUUUGAACACGUACAUAGGGUAGUUUUUAUAUCGAUGUGUGGGACACUCGAUGAGCUAUACUUUAAUGUUACUGAACGACUGGUAUAUGAAACCAACCAUAUAAGGUCACAAUCCCACUGUCUUUAAUGAGCAUUUGUAUAUUUUAUAUGCAGUUAGUGCUCAGCUUGUGUUUACCAUGUGCAAAAUAAACUGUCUUUACUGACUUCAAAAUUAACUUUUGCAAACAAUUUAAAGACAGGUGGUCUUCGACUAGUAAGAACCACAAAAAGGCAGUUUUAUAUCUAAGGUCAUCUUUUCUCCCUAUAAGUUAAUUUUAUAUAAACAGGACUUCAAAAAUUAAAUCACAUUUUUUCAGGUGCAGACAUCUUUGUGGGUGGGAAAGAAUUUAAAAGUUUUUUAUAUUUAUUAAAGUGUUCUGAGAAUUUUCUUAAACAUUGCACAAAGUUUAAUGCUGUAGUUUUAUUUUUGUGAAAUGUAGAUGCGCCUACAAGAGUUAAGCAACAUAGAAAAGCAUCGACAUAAGAAAAGUUCAGGUAUCUACUAUCCGUCUUAAUAGUCUAUUAACUUGUGCAAGCUGGUUAAUGGAGAUAUGAUUCCAAAUCUAUGAGAACACUUCAUGGUGUAUCAGGGCAAAGCUUUGUAAGAUGUUUUUGUAACUAAGACCAAAAUUGAAGAUAGAGCUGCUUUAUUUUCUUGGUUUAAAUCUUCCUUUAUUUUUGUAGUGAUGAAAUGCUGAUUGUGUACAGAGGAGUUUGAGAAUGGGUUUUUUUAAAAAACACACACACACAACAACAGACUUAACUCACCCAGAAAGGCAGCUAACAGCUUUCAAUCUCCAACUCAUAAACUACUACAAGAUAUAAACAGAAAAAAAAUCAACUUUCCAGUUAGCGUCUGAUCCCUCCACCCCGCCAGUCUAUUAAUUAAACUAAUAUAAUUCUACUUCAGGCAGGGAAGUGAACUAUGUCUAGUUACAGGCUGAUGUGUGUUAUAGUAUGGCAACAAUCAAAACUGUACUUCUUUCCUAAGGUUACUCAGAGAUAAGCUACAUCGAUUUAUAUGCGAGAACUAUUAUGAGGCUGGUCCUAGCUUCAUGAAUUGUCCGAGAGUGGAUGAAGUCGAUGAAGACAUCCUCUUCACCUAUUUCCAUUUAGAAAAGUCACGUUCUCUAAAGUGAUCACAGCAUGCUAAUGACCGUGCUGCUUUUUAGUGUCUGGCUGCAUAACGUACAAGUCACAAUUUGCUCUUUUUUAAGGAGGAGGGGACCCUCCCUGACUACUCGGUAUCUUAAACUCUACUUUUACUCAGCUGUAUACUGCUGCCUGUACAACUCAGUGAAUGUACUUUCAUCUUUAAGAAUUCCGCUCUAGCCCAGUGACUAUUCUUGCAGUAGCGGAGAACGUGAAGAACUCCCCAGCCAGACUGGUUUUGCAGACUUUGCACAACUGUACGGGAGAGUGGCCUUUCUACAGCACAUUUUCAGUGAUCUUAUAGUUAGUCAAAGUGGAUGAGAAAAUCAUGUAUUAAUGUGUGUAUGGGAUUUGGGGUCCAGUGUACUAUUUUUAUCAUUUCAAAAACCAAACAAAAAACAAACAUAUUUGUAAAAAUAUAAGAACAUUUAUUUACUGCAUGAAUAAUGGACGCACAUUAAAUUUGUGGGACUUUUGUAUAUGUGCCAAAAACCAAACAAACACAAACAAACAAAAAACCCUCUUGUCCUAAAAUGAAGUGUGCUUGUUAAACAGGUGUUUAGACAUUGUUGUUUACUAGACCAAAUGUGUAUGUUCACAUAAUACUCUCUGUAUUCUGAUGGGUGUGGCCUGUAUACAGUGGCCUGGUCUCGCCCUGUAAACAGCAAACAGUUGCUAUGAAGCAGCUUUUUUUUGUAAAGUCAGCUCGGUUGUAUUAAAUGGUAAAAUUAAAAUACUGAAUUUCAAAAAUCUCGUGGCUAACCUAGCAUGAAAGAGACCUUUUGCCACUAUGUAUCUGUACAGUUAAUUGCAUUCGUUUCAAUUCUAGGGGAGAGGCGGCACUGUAAAACUGAAGUCAAAUAAAUUCAGCUCUUAAUGAA
Messenger RNA from Echinops telfairi (small Madagascar hedgehog), 5472 nucleotides. RefSeq names its product connector enhancer of kinase suppressor of Ras 2 (gene CNKSR2). The record is from RefSeq and is a predicted model, not a curated record. Gene Ontology annotation, molecular function: protein binding. The coding region runs from base 258 to 3362 and encodes 1034 amino acids. The transcript is spliced from 22 exons. NCBI's taxonomy places the organism in Eukaryota, Metazoa, Chordata, Mammalia, Afrosoricida, Tenrecidae. Gene Ontology annotation, cellular component: membrane; cytoplasm. Gene Ontology annotation, biological process: regulation of signal transduction.